CCCAGGUGAGGUCACAUGUCUUUGACGGACGGUGAGCUCCACACCUGACUAUAAAAACGAGCUGAAUCUGUUUACAUUCAUAACGGAAACAGUCCACGCUUCGACAAAUACAAUAGUUCCAGUUAAUUUCGCAGGAAUAAUGGCGCACCGACUGAUCUGGAUUUCCGCUUUGCUUCUCUUAAUCAGUGUGAACCUGUCUAGUCAAAGUUCUGACACGGACAGGGGCUUUACUGGUGAUGAAACUGAGAAUGGAGUGUCAGUGACGUCCACUGCUGUUGCUGUACUGGACAGCAAGCUCACGCAGAUCUUCUUCCCAGUGGUGUACAUCAUCGUCUUCAGUGUGGGCUUGCCAACCAACGCUAUGGCCAUAUGGGUGUUCCUCUUCAGGACGAAGAAGAAACAUCCCUCAUCCAUUUUCAUGGCCAACCUUGCGCUGGCAGACCUGCUGUUUGUAAUCUGGAUUCCUUUAAAGAUCGCGUACCAUUUUAACGGGAAUCACUGGAUCUACGGAGAAGCCCUGUGCAAAGUCCUGGUGGGCUUCUUCUACGGGAACAUGUAUUGUUCGACUGCUUUCAUUGCAUGUAUUAGUGUCCAGAGGUACUGGGCUAUAGUACAUCCUCUUUCCCAGCAGAAAAGGAACAACAAAUUGGCAACUGGUGUGUCUGUGUGUGUGUGGCUGGUUGUGUGGGCCAUUACCGUGCCUCUUUUUCUUUAUGACCAGACCGUGAAGGUCACAAACCUGGAUAUCGUUACCUGUCAUGAUGUCACUCGCCCCAGCCAAUCACGCUACCCUUCGAUAUACUUCCUGAUUAUGGGUGUUGUUGGAUUCAUAGUUCCCUGCAUAAUAUGUAUAGUGGCGUACGUGCAGAUGCUACGUGCCCUAAAGAGCUCGAUGACAGACACUAACAUCGUUCAGAAGCGAAGGAAGGCUGUCAUCCUCAUCGUCGCUGUGCUGGUGAUGUUCCUAGUGUGUUUCACCCCGAGUAACAUCAUGGUUAUGGUGCAUUACUCGCUGCUCUCUUUGGGAGUACAGGACAGCGGUUACGGCUUCUACAUUACAACGCUAUGCCUGGCCAGCCUCAACAGCUGCGUCGAUCCGUUUGUAUAUUAUUUCAUCUCGGAUGAGUUCAGAGAGCAUGUAAGAAACACGUUUCUUUGCCGCAGCGAACGCACCGCGCAGAGGAUGCGGGUUUCCUUCAGUGCACUGAAGUAUUCAAAGAAAAACAGUACCUACACGUCAGACUCUGGAAACACGCAGAGCACUUCCUACUAAGAAUGACAGACAGAGAACUGUUUUAAAUCUGUGCUAUGCUCUGAUGCUCUGCAAUACAUCUUGAAAACUAUAUAAGCUCUUGUUAUUUUAUUAUUAAAUGUUGUAAAGGCUGGAGGAACAACAUGCACUGAGUUAGUCAACAUUUAACAUGUAAUUCAGUCAACGAGUAAACAUCUUUUUUUCAUAAUCUCACAUAAAUUGAAGAUCUUAAGACCUUAAAAGGACAUCCAAGGGUUCUCAGUUCUUGGAACUACAAAUUGGCCUCCUGUUUGAUGACAUAGUCACCAUGGAAAUGUUGAAGUGUUGUUAUUAUUGUGUUGCCAUUACGUCACUACAGGUUGCCUUUUUAAGACCUGAAAAUCGUUUGGUCUGUUAGGUUUAGUGGGAUU
Molecule: messenger RNA, 1662 nt
Organism: Sinocyclocheilus rhinocerous
Lineage: Eukaryota; Metazoa; Chordata; Actinopteri; Cypriniformes; Cyprinidae
Product: proteinase-activated receptor 2-like
Exons: 2
Coding region: 140-1273 (377 amino acids)
Biological process (GO): blood coagulation; phospholipase C-activating G protein-coupled receptor signaling pathway; positive regulation of Rho protein signal transduction
Cellular component (GO): plasma membrane
Molecular function (GO): thrombin-activated receptor activity
Source: RefSeq, a predicted model, not a curated record